AUGGAGCCUUCUCUCCCCACCCAGUGGGUGCGGAAUUCCGCCAGGAUCAGGAGGCUGCUGCAGACAAGCCAGAGCUCUCUGCUCCUCAAUUCCAGCCUCGACACCAAGACCAGAGAUGUGGCCUCUGAGUCUGUGGGCCUCUUCUUCAUGCUCUUGAUUGACUUGACAGCCAUUGUAGGCAAUGUAGCCAUUAUGACAGUCAUCAUCAAGACGCCUGCACUGAGGAAGUUCGUCUUUGUGUUCCACCUCUGCCUGGUGGAUCUCCUGGCUGCUGUCACCCUGAUGCCUCUGGCUAUGCUGUCCAGCUCCGCCUUCUUUGACGGCACGGCCUUUGGGGAUGCCAUAUGCCACAUCUACCUGUUUUUGAGCAUCUGCUUCAUCACCAUGUGCAUCCUCUCCAUCUCGGCCAUUAACGUUGAGCGCUACUACUACGUGGUGCACCCCAUGCGCUACGAGGUGAAAAUGACUGUGGGCCUGGUUGUCUGUGUCCUGGUUGGCGUCUGGAUCAAAGCUGUGGUCAUGUCCAUCAUCCCUAUCCUGGGCUGGCUCUCCCAAGACCGUGCCAGUAGUUCAGCAGCCUAUGGUAGACAGAGCUGCACCUUGCAGUGGAGUCGGAGUGCCUACUGCAAAUUCUUUGUGGUUUUCUUUGCUCUUUUCUACUUCCUCUUGCCUGUCCUCAUCAUUUUGGUUGUCUACUGCAGCAUGUUCAAAGUGGCCAGAGUGGCUGCCAUGCACCAUGGCCCACUCCCCACUUGGAUGGAGACCCCACGGCAGCGGUCAGAAUCCCUUAGCAGUAGAUCCACCAUGGUGACUAGUUCAGGAGCCCCUCGGACUACCCCUCAGAGGACGUUUGGGGGUGGGAAAGCUGUCAUCAUCCUCCUGGCUGUGGGGGGCCAAUUCCUCUUCUGUUGGCUGCCAUAUUUCUCCUUUCAUCUCUACUCUGUGCUGAGCUCCCAUUUCCCCGGCCGGCAGACAGAGAAUGUGGUUACUUGGAUUGGCUACUUUUCCUUCACCUCCAAUCCUUUCUUUUACGGGUGCCUCAAUCGACAGAUCCGAGGAGAGCUGAGCAAGCACCUCACCUGUUUCUUCAAGCAGCCACCGGAGGAAGACCUCAGGUUACCCAGCAGAGAAGGCUCCAUUGAGGAGAACUUCUUGCAGUUCCUACAAGGGACGGGUUGCAAUGCUGAGGCCAGAAACACUCUUACCCACCCUAGCCCUAAAAGGGACCAGCCGACCAUUGAUUUCCGAAUCCCAGGUCAAAUUGCAGAAGAGACCUCGGAGUUCCUUGACCAGCACAUGAACAGUGACAUCACUGUAUCCGACAGCUACAUCAGGGCUGCACGUUCACCCAAACCUGAGUUGUAGCUCUUUUU
Zootoca vivipara (common lizard) is the source of this 1373-nucleotide messenger RNA. The record is from RefSeq and is a predicted model, not a curated record. NCBI's taxonomy places the organism in Eukaryota, Metazoa, Chordata, Lepidosauria, Squamata, Lacertidae.